GAUAAUUCGUUUAUCCAAAAAAGGCGAGAGAAAAACCAAAGUGCAAUACGUCACAUGAUCCGCAAGAGACGAACUCGUGUUACUUGAAUGAUUGAUGGCAACAAGUAAAAUGCAAAUCUCGCUGUCUCCUUCAUGUUUUUAUUAAAGCUCUGUCUUUUUUUUUCUCUCUUAAAUUUCUCUUUAAAAUGGACAAGACACUGAGAUGCGUCCGGUGGGGUUACGAGGUUAGUGCCUCUUCCGAUGAAUGCAUCAACGCAAUUGACUCAUACUUUCAUCAGGUUCCUCUUCGAUUAUCACCCUUUCAUUGCAAACUUAACAAAGACAGAAGAUUUUAUGGUUCUGAUGUGCUUUCUCUGGCUUUUGGUUCUUAGUUAUGGGAGGAACUGGAAAGUGAUUCUAGAAGCACCACUCGACGACAAAGAUUGUGUCUUGGGCAACGUUUGAGCUGCUCAUUACCUUUCCUCAUCGGAUCAUUCCAAAGCUAAUACCUAUGUUGAAGCUGCAAGAUCCAAUAUUGAACAAUCUACACCUUAUGAGAAAGCUGUGUUCGAGGCUGUUAGUUAUCUCAUCUCCGAGGACAGGGAUGAUGACUUGGCUCUUGAAUUGCACACCCAGCUACUUCAAAGAUUCCCCAAGGAUCUGGCCUCUCUGAAGAGAGCACAGGUGUUAUGCUUCUACAUGGGACAGCCUGCUCCCUUUCUGAGUCUUGUUCAGCAAGUUCUACCAGUGAAUCAAGAAGAGAGUUACAUACGCGGUAUGCUUGCCUUCCCAUUGUUAGAACUUGGUCGAAUGGAAGAAGCUGCGGCAGCUUCCAGAAAAGGCUAUGAGAUUAACAAAGAAGACGCCUGGGCACAUCACUUUUUGUGUCAUGUUCUUCAACAUGAAUGUAAGUUUAAAGAAGCAGUGGAGUUCAUGGAAGAACUCUCAGAAUCUUGGCAAUCUUGCUCAUCCUUCUUGUAUACACACAAUUGGUGGCAUAUUGCUCUCUGUUACUUGGAAGGAGGGUCACCAAUGAGAAAAAUAGAGGAGAUUUAUGAUAAUCACAUCUGGAAAGAAUUGGAGAAAGGCGACACUGUUCCCCCUGAAGUUUAUCUCAAUGCUAUUGCUUUGUUAUUGCGUUUGGAUGUAAGAGAUGCUCUCAAAGGUUCGUUUGAAGACCGUCUUAAACUCCUUGCAGCUCGUUUGACUGAUCAGGAAAACUGGUAUAUGUCAUGGCACCUUGACAUAUUGAUAGUUUGGGCACUGGCCAAGGUUGGAGAGACUUCAAGAGCUCGUGAAUUACUCGAGGGUCUGAAGCUCCGACUAUCGAAGAUGAACAAGAAGAAACAACAAGUGAUGCAGAAAGGGAUUCAGCUCGGAGAAGCUGUGUAUGAAUACGCAAAGGGUAACUACAAACAGGCUCUAGAACUACUUGGUUCAGAUUUUAACGCUUUUGGCUACAAGAUCACUGGGGCAUCAGAUGAACAGAUUGAUGUUUUCAACGAAAUGUGGUGCCAGUUGCUCCUAAAGACAGGCCAAUCCAAGACGCCAAGACUGGUACGGCUUGUUUGUAGAUUUUUAAGUUCAGUUUCAUUAAAUAAUUAUAUUGUUUAGUAUAUAACAAUGAACG
Messenger RNA from Brassica oleracea var. oleracea, 1609 nucleotides. Its product is annotated as tetratricopeptide repeat protein 38-like. Gene Ontology annotation, molecular function: protein binding. The transcript has 12 exons. Lineage: Eukaryota; Viridiplantae; Streptophyta; Magnoliopsida; Brassicales; Brassicaceae. Bases 679 to 1593 code for a protein of 304 amino acids. The record is from RefSeq and is a predicted model, not a curated record.